CCGAGAAGCCACAACAACAACAGCAGCAGCGGCGGCCGCGGUGGCAGCAGCAGCAGCGGCGUCGGGCCCCGCGGGGAGCGCGGCUCAGGAACAGGGGGCCCCGAGGGCCCCGUCUCCCCUCCCCAUGGAGGAGAGUUUCCUUCACUCCUUCAGCAGCUUGAGCCUGCAACCGCAGCCGCCCCCGCAGCCGCUGCCGCCCCCUCGCCGCAGACCCCAGCGCCGGGGCAGCUUCAGGAAGCACCUCUACCUCCUGCGCGGCCUCCCGGGCUCGGGGAAGAGCACGCUGGCCAGAAAACUGAAGCAUGACUUUCCCAGGGCCCUGAUCUUCAGCACAGAUGAUUUUUUCUUCAAGGAAGAUGGUACUUACGAGUUCAACCCUGAUGUCCUGGAAGAAGCUCAUGACUGGAACCAGAAAAGAGCAAGGAAAGCAAUGAGGAAUGGCAUAUCCCCAAUUAUUAUUGAUAAUACCAACCUUCACGCCUGGGAGAUGAAGCCCUAUGCGGUCAUGGCACUUGAAAAUAAUUAUGAAGUUAUAUUCCGAGAACCUGACACUUGUUGGAAGUUCAAUGUUCAGGAGUUAGCAAGAAGAAACACACAUGGGGUCCCAAAAGAAAAAAUACAUCGAAUGAAAGAACAGUAUGAGCAUGAUGUGACCUUUCACAGUGUACUUCAUUCUGAAAAACCAAGCCGAUUGAGCAGAAGCCAGGACAGGCACAUGCCGCCUUUCAACAGUGCAGGAUACUGGAACUCCUACUUAGGGUUUCCAAACCGGAGAGCUCCCGGGGGCUUCUCAAAUGACAGCUACUUUAACAGAAGGGGGGGUUACCAUAAUGGAUAUUAAGAGUUCUAUAUUUUAUCUUUACAGCUGUUUUAAAUUUUCCUAAAUCAGUUUUUACUUCAAAUUUUUGUAUUUUAUUAUCUGUUCAGUUUGUCAGAGUUCUAAUGUAAUUCCGAGGUAAAUAAUUGAACUGGGGAAGUCUUUGUGCCUAAGUCAUCAUUAUCAUCAAAAGGAAUUUGUUAAGUGACCACAUGUGCAGAGGGCCUGUGCACAGUUGACUAAACAGGUACAGUCCCUUCCUCUGAGAAUGAAAUUGCAGUUGAAAACAGAUGAUAAAUACGUGCUCAGGUGCAGGGGACACGCGGCCAUGUGAUUGAAUAAAAUUGAACCAGUUCAUGAAGUGUUUCUAUUAUACAUAUUUAAGCAUCAGUGUAAUUGAUUCCUCUGUAAUAGACAGGGAUUUAUUUUUUCACUUGCUGUAUUUGACCCUAGGACACUCAUGCAUGUCUUGUGUUGUGCAGUGGGGAGUCUCCAUCUCCUUCUAGAUCGUCCCAUUGCCUGUGCUAUUUUGGUUAAGAUAUGUAGGGAAUGUAUGAAUUGUGACCAAAAGGGGGAUAUUUUUGCUUUCUAAACAAAUGUAGCAGAAUAUAUAUACAUCUAAACAAACGUUUUUCUUUUGAAAGUGGCCACCUUAAUAAGGAAGCUCAAUCCAAGAUUGCUAUCAUUGCCCAAAAUGUUUUGGAAAGGAAACCAGUCACAUUAAAUAAUGAAAUCACAACUAUACCCCCUUUUGGAUCACCCACUUUAUUCAUUUGUUUCCAAGAGCUUUAGACCAUACUGUACUGUUAGCUAAGCCCACUUUUUAAAAGGACUUGUAGAUUUGUAUAGAAGCAUUGUUUCCAGUUUACCAGAAAUAAACCAAAUUUUGGGGAACUCAAGUGGCUAAAAACCAUAAUAUGAAGACUAAUAGCAUCAUUAAAUAUGGUAGCAGUAAGACCAUGCACAAUGUGCAAGAAGAGGGUAUCUUGGGAACGUCCCUUUCUCCAAUUAGAACUUUGAAAAGCAUCUGUUAACAAGUACUGUUUCCUUAGUGCAAAUUAAUUAGAAGGUUUUUUCCCUUGUUACCUUUUCACUUAAGACAGUGAUAAACCAACAGCACGUGUAGCUUUCUAUUUGCUCUUGGCUAAUGUAGCAUUGUUCUCUAUAGGCUCUAUAUUUUCUAGUGUUUUGUAAUCUCUCAUUUUUAAAGUGUUUCAAACAAUGGUGCUUUAAGUCAUUCUUUUAUGUAUGUUGUAUUUAUAUGAAUUUAACAAAGCAAAUAAUGAAUGUAAACCAAGUUUUCUGGAUAUGACAUUCUAUUUUCCUACAUGCUACCAAUAUACAUUAGUACUUCAGAACA
Trichosurus vulpecula (common brushtail) is the source of this 2177-nucleotide messenger RNA. It is a transcript of the gene N4BP2L1, whose product is annotated as NEDD4 binding protein 2 like 1. NCBI's taxonomy places the organism in Eukaryota, Metazoa, Chordata, Mammalia, Diprotodontia, Phalangeridae. The transcript is spliced from 5 exons. The coding region runs from base 125 to 841 and encodes 238 amino acids. The record is from RefSeq and is a predicted model, not a curated record.